AGUUAUAGAACCCCAGAGUAUCUAUUCUCUCAGUUCUUCGUUGCAUUCCUCUCUCUAGAUCUCUCUCUCUCAUGGCCUCCUUUAACUGCUCAGCCUCUGAUCUCACCCCUCUGCUCGGCUCCAGCACUGCCAACGCCAGCGCCUUGGCUAACUUUCUCUGUUCCCGCUUUGACACUAUUGCGAACAGGCUCAGCGACACCACCUAUGCCAUAGACAACACAUACCUCCUCUUCUCAGCUUACCUUGUGUUCGCCAUGCAGCUCGGCUUUGCCAUGCUGUGCGCCGGCUCCGUCCGCGCCAAGAACACCAUGAACAUAAUGCUCACCAACGUCCUUGACGCUGCGGCUGGCGGCCUCUCCUACUACCUCUUCGGCUUCGCCUUUGCCUUCGGUUCCCCCUCCAAUGGUUUCAUAGGCCGCCACUUCUUCGGCCUGAGAGACUACCCUGUGCCCACCGGGGACUACAGCUUCUUUCUUUACCAAUGGGCUUUCGCCAUAGCAGCUGCUGGUAUUACCAGCGGCUCCAUAGCCGAGCGAACCCAGUUCGUCGCUUACCUCAUUUACUCUUCCUUCUUGACUGGCUUCGUUUAUCCUGUAGUUUCUCACUGGUUUUGGUCCUCUGAUGGUUGGGCCAGUCCCACCCGCCCCGACAAUCUCUUAUUCGGCUCAGGUGCCAUCGACUUCGCCGGCUCAGGAGUGGUUCAUAUGGUCGGCGGUAUAGCGGGAUUGUGGGGUGCUCUCAUAGAGGGCCCAAGAAUCGGCCGCUUCGACCGGUCCGGCCGCUCCGUUGCUUUACGCGGUCACAGCGCAUCUCUAGUCGUGCUUGGUUCGUUCUUGUUGUGGUUCGGUUGGUACGGCUUCAAUCCCGGUUCAUUUCUAACAAUCGUCAAGUCAUAUGAUUCCGGUGGCUCCUACUACGGCCAAUGGAGCGCCAUCGGAAGAACAGCCGUCACCACCACGCUGGCUGGGAGCACAGCCGCUCUCACCACCCUGUUCAGCAAGCGCUUGCUGGUGGGCCAUUGGAACGUCCUCGACGUUUGUAACGGUCUGUUGGGAGGUUUCGCUGCGAUCACCUCGGGAUGCUCCGUGGUGGAGCCCUGGGCAGCAAUCGUCUGCGGCUUCGUAGCAGCGUGGGUUCUGAUAGGGUGCAACAAGCUUGCGGAGAAGCUUAAGUACGACGAUCCCCUGGAAGCAGCGCAACUGCACGGCGGGUGCGGCGCGUGGGGUUUACUCUUCACCGGAUUGUUUGCAACGACGCGGUACGUAGAGGAGGUGUAUCCGGGGAAGGCUGGUAGACCUUACGGGCUGUUUAUGGGCGGUGGAGGGAAGCUGCUAGCGGCACAGAUCGUGCAGAUCGUGGUGGUGUCGGGGUGGGUGACGGCGACGAUGGGUCCACUGUUCUAUGUGCUUCAUAAAUUGAAGUUGUUGCGGAUCUCAAGGGAUGAUGAGGUGGCGGGCAUGGACAUGACCCGGCACGGUGGGUUUGCUUAUGCUUAUCGUGAUGAAGAUGAUCAAUCUACUGGCCCUUCGUUCAAGAUGGGGAAGCAAACACUGGAAGCAGAACUUAAUAGUAUGGUUGAAGCAAGCAAUGCACACAGGUCGUAAAUCAGAUUAAUUCUCCUAUGGGCCGGCUUGCAUGCAUUGAUGAUUAUAAUUGUGUAUGGAAACAACUUGUUUUAAUAUUUUUGGAUUUUUAGUUAUGUAUUUAUAUUUGAAUUCUGUAAUAGGUUACGUUGUGAGUUGUUUAAUUAUGUUUUAAAUAUGUAAGCUAUUGGACUAUUGUUAUGUUGUGAGUUGAUUGAAUUUGGAAAUAGAUUUGGAUUUGAAUUUGUAUU
Molecule: messenger RNA, 1834 nt
Organism: Alnus glutinosa
Lineage: Eukaryota; Viridiplantae; Streptophyta; Magnoliopsida; Fagales; Betulaceae
Product: ammonium transporter 1 member 2
Exons: 3
Coding region: 72-1604 (510 amino acids)
Biological process (GO): ammonium transmembrane transport; ammonium homeostasis
Cellular component (GO): membrane
Molecular function (GO): ammonium channel activity
Source: RefSeq, a predicted model, not a curated record